GAUUGAUACACGAGAGGGAAAUACUGACCUCCCUAAGCUCGAUCUGAACGUUCUUGCGGCUUGGAAGAUGGGUGUAACUGGUAAAGGCGUUGUCGUGACUGUACUUGAUGAUGGGAUAGAGCAUACACACGAUGAUCUCCAAAAGAAUUACGACCCUGCAGCAAGUUAUGAUUUAAAUGGAAACGAUGAAGAUCCAUUCCCCAGAUACGAUCCUACCAAUGAAAACAAACAUGGUACAAGGUGUGCCGGAGAAAUUGCUAUGGUAGAAAACAACGGUUUCUGUGGAGUAGGCGUGGCCUAUAAUUCAAAAAUCGGAGGUGUAAGGAUGCUGGAUGGAACUGUGACAGACCAACUAGAAGGGGAAGCAAUCGCGUUCAAUCACGAAUAUGUAGAUGUAUACAGCGCUAGCUGGGGACCCAAUGAUGAUGGGAAAACCGUUGAAGGCCCAGGCAAACUGGCACAAGAGGCAUUUUUAAAAGGUAUCACAAAGGGACGUGGCGGGAAAGGAGUUAUCUACUCGUGGGCGUCCGGAAAUGGAGGUGGUCUGGGAGAUAACUGCGACUGUGAUGGCUACACCGGAAGUAUAUACACAAUUUCAAUCAGUAGUGCCUCGCAAAAACAACUCACUCCUUGGUAUGCGGAAAAAUGCGCGUCAACAUUGGCUACAGCAUAUUCUAGUGGUGCUUAUAAUGAUCAACGAAUUACCAGUACAGAUCUGCAUAAUCAAUGUACACAAGGGCAUACCGGAACUUCCGCCGCGGCACCAUUGGCUGCUGGGAUAUUUGCCCUCGUUCUGGAGGCAAAUCCAAAUGUCACGUGGAGAGAUAUGCAACACAUUGUUGUUUGGACGGCAGAAUAUUCUUCAUUAAAAGAUAACCAAGGAUGGAAAAAGAAUGCCGCUGGUUUUUGGGUAAAUUCUGCAUUCGGCUUCGGACUUUUAAACGCUGUGGAAAUGAUAAAGUUAGCAAAUCCCGGAACGUGGAAGACUGUACCUGAGAAAUCCAUAUGUAGUGUAGUGACGUCAUUGAAUUCCAAUUUACCACAAAAUUUAAGCAGUGGUAAAGAACUUGAAAUCCAGAUGACGACGGACGGGUGUGAAGGCCAGGAAAAUGAGAUCAACUAUCUCGAGCACGUACAGCUCGUGCUAUCUAUGAGCUAUACCAAACGAGGAGCUCUUUCGAUUGACUUGUUUAACCCUUCAGGGAACGUUACAAUGUUGUUGUCAGAAAGGAGCAGUGACGAGAAUACGGAUGGUUUUGAUGAAUGGACCUUCAUGUCAGUACACAGCUGGGGUGAAAACCCUCAAGGAAAUUGGAGACUUCAAAUUAGAGAUAGGAAUGGAAGUCACUUCAAAGGGGUCGUGAAAUCAGUGAAACUUAUUCUCCAUGGUACAAGAGAACAGCCAGAUCACGUGCGAAAAUCGCCUGGCGGCAGACGACAAUAUAACCAUCAUUAUAAUGACGUAUAUGUAGAAAGAAGGAUUAAUAAAGAGAGGAUGGACGAACUAGCAGACGAUCUCGCUAAGUUACGUGAGGCUAUCAGCAGAAGUUUGUAAAAGAACUGCGUCUACUUAACCAAGAUUAUACCAUUACAAAGCUCAAUUAAACUUAUUAAAAUCCAA
Messenger RNA from Ruditapes philippinarum (Manila clam), 1621 nucleotides. RefSeq names its product neuroendocrine convertase 1-like. The transcript has 12 exons. NCBI's taxonomy places the organism in Eukaryota, Metazoa, Mollusca, Bivalvia, Venerida, Veneridae. Gene Ontology annotation, cellular component: Golgi membrane; trans-Golgi network. Gene Ontology annotation, molecular function: serine-type endopeptidase activity. The coding region runs from base 68 to 1555 and encodes 495 amino acids. Gene Ontology annotation, biological process: protein processing. The record is from RefSeq and is a predicted model, not a curated record.